UCCAAAUCCAACUAGAACUAGGUUCGAGAAUAUACACUUUAUAUACACCCAUCCAUCCUAUACCAAGUACUUCAAUUUACCAUGCCAACGUUGUUUCGGGAUCUCACUCUGAUGGCGCGCAGGAGUUCAUACAUCCAGUAUGAAGCCGGGCCUUCACCACCAGCGGCACAGGCUUCAGUAGAAGCACUGCCAAUUGUUAAAAUUAUAGAAGAGGAAAGUGAAUGUGCAAUUUGCUUGUCGGAGUUUCAAGUUGGGGAAAAAGCUAAAGAGAUGCCAUGUAAACAUCGUUAUCAUUCAAAUUGUAUUAACCAGUGGUUGGAGAUACAUGGUUCCUGUCCUGUUUGCAGGUACAAGAUGCCUGCGGCUGUCGUGACGGCCGGGAGAACACCGACUCUGAGAGAGAGUAUUAGACGUGUUGGUAGUAGUAUUAAUGAGUUGGAUGAAGAACAAACAGAUAUAUACAUUGAGAGCAUCUUAGGUUGUGUUUUUUAUUCUGUUUAUUUUGGUUUACUUUAUAUGCUAUCUAGUUAA
Solanum tuberosum (potato) is the source of this 531-nucleotide messenger RNA. RefSeq names its product E3 ubiquitin-protein ligase RNF181-like. Bases 82 to 531 code for a protein of 149 amino acids. Gene Ontology annotation, cellular component: cytoplasm. The record is from RefSeq and is a predicted model, not a curated record. Lineage: Eukaryota; Viridiplantae; Streptophyta; Magnoliopsida; Solanales; Solanaceae. Gene Ontology annotation, biological process: protein ubiquitination. Gene Ontology annotation, molecular function: ubiquitin protein ligase activity. The transcript has a single exon.